This is a messenger RNA of Apodemus sylvaticus (European woodmouse), 3363 nucleotides long. It is a transcript of the gene Ankrd13d, whose product is annotated as ankyrin repeat domain 13D. Gene Ontology annotation, molecular function: protein binding. The transcript is spliced from 15 exons. The coding region runs from base 691 to 2508 and encodes 605 amino acids. Gene Ontology annotation, cellular component: cytoplasm. The record is from RefSeq and is a predicted model, not a curated record. Lineage: Eukaryota; Metazoa; Chordata; Mammalia; Rodentia; Muridae.
CUGGUCAGCAUUAUCAUGUCCAGAAGCUAAGCGGCUGGCCUGGCAGGCAUGAGGUCAAGACUUCCCAUCUCACCCGCCUAUAAAAGUCCAGUCAGUGCUGAUGGAACUCAGGAGUGGGCCAGAUGGACGGACACAUUGUAGGCGGGGACCUGCAAGAACAACCGACACAUGCCCAAUCCCAGCGCCAUCGAGCCUCCCCAUUCCCUUUUAGCGCCUUCCCUCACCUUUCUGACCGCUAAGAAAAGAUUUGCCCAGAGCCUGGGGCGCCCCCUGCGGGCACGGGUGGAGCUGCAGCUAUGCCCCGCCCUCCGGAACGCCCCACCGACCCUGGCGCUUCAAAAUGAAGUUCCGGCUGCUCCUGGGGCUCGUGUGGUUGCCCUGGAGACUGGACAGCACUACACACACUCCGCCCGCCCACAGCGCGCAGGCCUGCAGUGGUUGCCGUAGCUACGGGAGGCGAGGGGGCGCAGAGCCCGACGCCACGCCCUAACUCCAUGUAGCCCCGCCCCCAGACUCCCGCCCCGCCCUCCCUGCCGCCUUCGUUCUUGCUGCCGCGGCUUCUACCAGGGGUCUGCGGGGCUGCAGCGGGUGCAGCUGAGGUGCAGCUCAGAGUGGGGGCGCAGGGGACGUGCCAGGCGCAGGCCAAGAAGGGCUGGGCCGUUCCCUCGGGAUGCGGUGCUGAAGCUCAGCAUGGCCGGCCUGGGCCCCACCUUCCCGCUGCACCGGCUAGUCUGGGCGAACCAGCACCGCGAACUGGAGGCCGCACUGCACAGCCGCAAGCACGACAUUGAACAGGAGGACCCCCGAGGGCGAACCCCCCUGGAGCUGGCUGUGACCUUGGGGAACUUGGAGUCUGUGAGAGUCCUCCUUCGACAUAAUGCCAACGUGGGCAAAGAGAGCCACCAGGGCUGGGCAGUCCUGCAGGAAGCAGUCAGCACUGGAGACCCUGAGAUGGUACAGUUGGUACUCCAGUAUCGGGACUUCCAGAGGGCCACACAGAGAUUGGCUGGCAUUCCAGAACUGCUCAACAAACUCCGUCAGGCCCCUGAUUUCUACGUGGAAAUGAAGUGGGAGUUCACUAGCUGGGUACCUCUUGUGUCCAAGAUGUGCCCAAGCGAUGUGUACCGUGUGUGGAAGAGGGGUGAGAGUCUGCGGGUGGACACUAGUCUCUUGGGCUUUGAGCACAUGACCUGGCAGCGUGGCCGGAGGAGCUUCAUCUUCAGGGGUCAGGAGGCAGGAGCCUUGGUGAUGGAAGUGGAUCAUGACCGGCAGGUGGUACACACAGAGACGCUAGGUCCAGCUCUGCAUGAACCAGAAGCGCUGCUGGCUGCCAUGCGGCCCAGUGAGGAGCAUGUAGCCAGUCGCCUCACCUCUCCUAUUGUCUCCACCCACCUGGACACUCGCAACGUGGCCUUCGAGAGGAACAAAUGUGGUAUCUGGGGAUGGCGGUCUGAGAAGAUGGAGGCUGUUAGCGGCUACGAGGCGAAGGUGUACAGUGCCACCAAUGUGGAGCUGGUGACACGCACAAGAACAGAACACCUCUCUGAUCAGGACAAGUUAAGGAACAAAGGGGGGAAGACUCCAUUCCAGUCCUUCCUGGGGAUGGCCCAGCAGCACUCGUCCCACACUGCGGCCCCAGUGCAGCAGGCAGCCAGCCCCACCAACCCUACAGCCAUUUCUGCUGAAGAGUACUUUGACCCCAGCUUCAGCCUGGAAUCGAGAAACAUCGGCCGCCCCAUUGAGAUGUCCAGCAAGGUGCAGAGGUUCAAGGCAACACUGUGGCUAAGUGAGGAGCACCCACUGUCCUUGGGUGACCAGGUGACACCCAUCAUUGACCUGAUGGCCAUCAGCAACGCUCAUUUUGCCAAGCUGCGGGAUUUCAUCACUCUACGCCUCCCACCAGGCUUCCCUGUCAAGAUUGAGAUCCCCCUCUUCCAUGUGCUCAAUGCCCGCAUCACCUUCAGUAACCUGUGUGGCUGCGAUGAGCCCGUGAGCUCGGUGUGCGUCCCCAAACCCAGUUCUGCCAUUGCGGCUUCAGGAAGCCCUUUUCCAUGUGAGGUGGACCCCACUGUGUUUGAGGUGCCCGAGGGGUACAGUGUGCUGGGUGCUGAACGCAGUGAGCCCCUUCGAGAUGAGGAUGAUGACCUGCUGCAGUUUGCCAUCCAGCAGAGCCUGCUUGAGGCAGGCACAGAGGCAGAGCAGGUGACCGUGUGGGAAGCCCUGACCAACACACGGCCUGGCAUUCACCCUUCUCCCCGAGUCACAGUGUUUGAAGAGCAGCUUCAGCUGGAGCAGGCCCUCCAGGAAAGCCUACAGCUGUCCACAGAGUCCAGGGGUCCAGAAUCUCCUCAGAAGACACCUCCAUCCCCUGCACCCCCAAGCUUUGAGGAGCAGCUUCGCCUGGCCCUGGAGUUGUCUUCAAGGGAACAGGAGGAGUUGGAGCGUCGGGGUCAGCAGGAGGAGGAAGACUUACAGCGGAUUCUGCAGCUGUCACUCACGGAGCACUGAGACACCUGGCCUUGGGACGCCUCCCCAGGGUCAUUCCUUCUGCCUGUUUUUGUAAUUUAUUUAUUUAUAAACUGUCUGCUGCUGAGCUUGGGGUCUGGGCACUGGAGGUAGGCUAGCAGUGAGAGUAAGGUGGAAAUAAAGAGACCAUCAGCAGUAGGCUUGCUGUCCUUGUGGUCUGGAGCCAAGGGGACACUGGAUGGGGUAUUACUGAUGGACAGUCCUCACUAGAGCUGGCACCCAGUGACUUUGGAUCCUCCGUUUCCACAGCUAUAAAAUAAGACUGCUUCCUCACAGGACAGGAGUUCCUGGAGAUUCUGACAUUUCUCCCUGGAUGCUACCGCAACCCCCGGUUCUGCCUGCCACCCAGCCUGAUGGUCCGUCCAUACUCCCACCAGAGAGAGGAAAGGGCUGAUUCUCCUGAUUCUACCUAAGGGGGAAAGAAAGCUCUCACUUGAUCCGCGAACCUCAGGCACAGAUUCCUACCCUGUUUGAAAUAUUUUCUAUCAGAAUGAACCUUUAAACAAGUCACUUCUGAGGGGAAAGGUCUUGGCCCUGUCCUGGUCACCACUAGGGUGGACCUGAGAUGCAUACAAGUUUGAGGGACUAUUGCUAAGACCCCCCAAAAAAGCCUUCUCUUCUCCCAGAUCUCCUCAGAGUAGAGGAAUGAUGCCAAGCAGAAGAGAACAAGUUUGGAGCCGGGCGGUGGUGGCGCACGCCUUUAAUCACAGCACUUGGGAGGCUGAGGCAGGAGGAUUUCUGAGUUCGAGGCCAGCCUGGUCUACAGAGUGAGUUCCAGGACAGCCAGGACUACACAGAGAAACCCUGUCUGGAACCACCCCCCUCCCCCAAAAAAAA